GAAUUCCCUUUUUUACCCUUCUCUCACCAAAAACAAAAGGAUGAUCGUUUCGCUUUCCUCACUCCAAUUUUGAUAGCUACACAGUUACACAGCUCCAAUUUUACUGUGGCGAUGGCAACCCACAUCGCAAAGUUGAUUUGAUUGUUUUCUGUGGUGAUGUAUUCCUAUAUGAGAAAGAACCUAGGUGAUUUUUGGUUCUAAAUCACUCAUGGAUUGCAACAAAGAGGAGGCAAUCAAGGCAAUGCAACUUGCUGAAAGAAAGACGCAGGAUAAUGAUUUUACAGGAGCAAGGAAGAUAGCACAGAAGGCUCAACAACUCUUCCCGGGGCUUGAGAAUAUUUCUCAAUUACUUGCAGUAUGUGAAGUUCAUUGUUCAGCUGAAAAUAAGCUAGAUGGCAGUGAAAUGGACUGGUAUGGGAUUCUGCAGGUUCAAAGAUUUUCUCAUGAGGCAAUCAUCAAGAAACAAUUCAGAAAACUCGGGCUGUUACUUAAUCCUGAUAACAACAAGUUUGCUGGUGCGGAGGCUGCUUUUAAGCUGAUCGGGGAAGCAAAUGCAGUGCUGGACGACCGAGGAAAACAUUUUAGAUAUGACAUGAAGUGUAGAGCUCUUCUGAGAACUGGUGUAAUACAAUCAUCAUCUCAUCAGUUUAAUGAAAAUGUAUUUGUCAGGAAACACUGUGAUGCUGCAAGAAAUGUUCAGAAUAUUCCCGAGUCACAGUGUGCUAGCAUGAAUGAACUUCAAAAGGGGAAAGCAGACACAUUCUGCACUUGUUGUCCUCUCUGUAAAACAGUGUAUCAAUGUGCCAAAGACUCGGCAAAUCGAUUGUUACGUUGUCAAAAAUGUCGAAGACUUUUUGUUGCCUCUGAUUGUGGUAUUCAAGGGGUGCACCUAGAAACUCUCAGGAACCAGUUUGCAAAUCAUACAGAACUUCCUAACCAGAUUCCUAUACAAGUAGCCUCAAAUCAUGGUGGAACUGGAAAUCUACCUGUUACAAGAUCUCAAACUGGAAAUGCAGCCUCAAAUCCUGUGUCAAAGGCGGGAGUUGCUGCUGAUGUUGAUGGAGCUUCUAACACUCAAAAGAAAAAUAGUGAGCAUGGGGUUGCAGUAAGGAAGGAGGGUGUUGAAAUAUCCAAGUCUGGUUCAGUGAAGUCCAAGGAGUCAGGACCUUUGAGAAAUCUGAACAAAAAAAGAGGGAAGUCAAUUGAAUCUGUUGGAAGUUUCAAGACUGGAAACAGAGCUAGACCUGAUUCUGAGCAUGUUAUUCAAGAAAAAGUCGGUAUUCCUUCUGAACUCAAUGGAAGCCCUCACCUUUGCAUAUCUUCGAUGAAAGAGAAGAACCUUUCUUACAUUGGUAAUGAUGAUGAUGAUGAUUUUGUGAACCCUCCAAACUGGUCAGGGAAGAGCCCACUGUCCAGUGCUACUGAAAAGAAAAGAAAGAAUGCAGCUGCGUAUGGUGGGUGUGGGUCAUUUAAUAUUGAUAGGUCACCUUAUUCUGCUGAUGCUGCUGUGGAUGGACAUAAGAAGAAGGCAAGACAAAAAGUAAGCUUCCCUUUAGAAGAAUGUAUGCCCAGCAAAAAGAGUAAAACUGGGGAACCUGUGCCAGAUAAUGAUGAAACCAACUUCAAAGCUAAUGUCACUCCUGGGCCAAAUGUAGAUGUCGCAUCCACACCACAACUCAUUGAGGUUCCUGAUCCUCAAUUCCAUAAGUUUGUGCUUAAUGAAGAUAAGUUAGCAAGUAUUUUUAAAGCUAAUCAAACAUGGGCUCUUUUUGAUGAUGAAGCAGAUGGCAUGCCCAGGUACUAUGCUUUUGUCAAGAAAGUAUUACACACCCCGGGAUUUAAGCUGAAAAUCAUCUGGCUGGAUGCCAAUCCAGAUAACCGAGGUGAGAUUGAUUGGUGCGAAAAGGAGUUGCCAGUUGCUUGUGGUAAGUUCAAACUUGGGAGUACUGAAGAAAUUACAGAUCAUCGUAUGUUUUCUCAUCAGGUGCAUUGCAGAAAAGGCAGGGGUAAAAGCUCUUUUCUUGUAUAUCCUAGGAAGGGUGAAACUUGGGCCCUCUACAAGAACUGGGAUAUUGUAUGGAGUUCUGAGCCUGAAAAGCACAUACCAUACAAAUAUGAAUUUGUUGAAGUCCUGUCGGAUUUUGUUGAUGACAUUGGAACUGAAGUUGCUUCUUUAGCCAAAGUAAAAGGAUUUGUCAGUCUGUUUGAGCAAAAGAAGCAGAGUGGUGAUAGCUUGCGUCGAAUUCCUCCUAAUGAGCUAUAUAGAUUUUCGCAUCGAAUUCCUUCUUUCAAGAUGACUGGGAAUGAAAGAGAUGAUGUUCCGAAAGGGUCCUUUGAGCUUGAUCCUGCUUCUUUGCCCACCAAUCUUGAUGAACUAUUCUAAAAGUCUUCCAAGGAAGUCAACUUUAUUUUAUGUAUUCUUGUUAAACUGUGCUUGGGCAACCGAGGGGAAGUGCAGCUUCAUGUUAGGCACACAUGAUGUUCCUUUCAGGUUGUGUACAUGGGAAUUAUGGUAGAGCUCGGUGCCUGUAUGCUAUGUUUCUUCUCAUCAAAAUGGGUUUUGGAGUUUGGUGGCUAAACUUGCAAGUCGUUUGCAUGCAAAGACCGCAAGGCGCUUUGAGUUGUGUUACAAUCUUGAAAGAUGAAUCUUCAUUCAUCUUUCGCAGGUUCUUUAUUUUCAUUGAGAGUUCUGGCAAGCUCGGAAUAUGGGAUACGCCGUUCUAACUGUUGCUAAACCGGAAUCUCCCAUUCUCGAUUAUCAGAUCUCUAUUUUCAUUGAUGUGAUUAAGAAGAUUGUACAUUUAAAAAGAUCAACUUUCAUUU
Molecule: messenger RNA, 2823 nt
Organism: Rosa rugosa (rugosa rose)
Lineage: Eukaryota; Viridiplantae; Streptophyta; Magnoliopsida; Rosales; Rosaceae
Exons: 2
Coding region: 209-2383 (724 amino acids)
Source: RefSeq, a predicted model, not a curated record